CCCAAGGUGUGCGCACCAGUGCAGUCCACCACCAGGUUCCGUCUUCGCGUGCAAGCCCCUCCCGUAUGGCCCACGAUGCUCACAGGUACCUAGCCUCCUUCCUCUCCAGACCCUUCCUGGGGUUCCGACGCAAGACCGAGCUCCUGGCCUACUUGUUCCUGUGCGUGUCCAAGAUGCCCUUCAUCCCGCCUGUGUUGUCGGCGGGACCGGGCGGCAAGGCUGAAAAGGCAGCGGCGCCCCCUAAAGAAGGAGCCUCAGUGAAGGAGCGCCUGGAGUCCAACCUCAGGCAGCUGGGCAAGAAGAGCCCACCCAAGAGCCACCUGCCCACAGCCACCAGGGGGCUACCAGAGCCCAGGAAAAAGGGCCCCUCGUCAGGGCGCCCCCCCGAGAGUAUCCCCGCAUCGAGCUCCGGAGAAUCCUUGGCCAAGAGCCAACAGGUGAGAACCCGAGGCAAAGCCCAUCCAGAGGAAACCCGAUUCACGCUGACACUAACCCCCGAGGCAGUCCUCCUGCUUCAGAGGCGCAACAACAACAUCAAUAGCGCUCUUUCCGGAAGCGUCCCAGACUCCAGGCGACCUAGGAGGGGCCACCACCCGGCACCCGCCCCGUCCCCACGGCUCCACGGCCGGGCGGCGGCCAUCAGGACUCGCUACGACGUGAGCUCCAUGGUGAAAGUGUCCCUGCUGAAUGAGCGGCACCGCUAUGACGACGUGGAGUACGAGGACGACGAGGACCAACGGGGAGCUGGGGUGGAUGAACGCGUGGUGCUCAAGUGCACCGAGUGGCUGCAGGGGCUUGAGAACGCACCAGUUACGGUGGGACAUGGAAAGACCACGAGUGUGAAAAGCUUCUGAACCCUGCUUUGAAACACUACCCUUGGUUUCAAACCUUGACAAGAGCAAGUUAACCGAGAGGAUGCUAAGGCUGCUAUGAAAACGCAUAGCAAAUAUUUGCUUCAUUUGGAAACCAAACUUGAAAACCUUACCCUGGCUAGCACACACUUGAAUCCCUCCUUUGAAUCCAUAACCCAGGGUUGAAACCUAAACUUGAAACUCUAUCCCUAACCCUAAUUUGAAAAAGAAACUUGAAACCCUAGCCCUUGUAUACAUUUUAAACCCUAACCUGGGCUUUAAACCCUAAUUUGAAAUCCUAACCCUAACCUUGGGUGGAAACUAUUGCUUUGAAAACCCUAACUAAGGCUCAGAGCCCUUUUUGCAAAACCAAAUUUUUUUUAAUUAUUUUUUUUUUAAAUAAACCUAACCAAGACUUGAAACCCUAACCCUAGAUAGAAACACUUGUUUGAAACCGUAAUCCACAUGGAUUCCUAAUUUGAAACCCAAUUUUAAACCCCUAAUCCAGGCUUGAAACCCUCACUUGAAGCCUGAACCCUUGCUUGAAACCCAAACCCUGUCUUGGAACCCAACUUUUAAACAUUAACCUUGGUUUGAAAACAUCACUUAAAACUCUUCCUUGGCGUAGAACCCUACUUUGAAACCCAAGCCCUGGCUUGAAACUCUAACCCUCAUUUGAAACCUUAAUGCUUUCUUGUAAACCUACUUUAAAACCUUACAAUUUGCUUUAAACCUGAACACAGGGGCGAAAGCCUAAGUAGAAACUGGCUUGAAACUUACACCUUAAUCCUAUCUUGUAAAACGAAUUUAAAACCCUACCCUUUGCUUCAAACCUUACUCUAAAAACACCAAACCUUAUUUGAAACCUUAACCCCAUGAGUCCAUUGCCUGGAAAUGAACAUUAAGCAAUGAAUCCACCACAGGCUUUUGCUUUGUUGUCAAAUUGAUCCUCAUUCAUAAAAGACCUACAAAAAUGACUGAAAACACAGUAACAAGGUAAUUUGCAUGCCAUGCCACUAGUUUGCGAUGUAACUGACCAAAACUGUCUUAUGAGCGUAAAUGUAGAAGUUUAUAAAUUGUUGUAUGUGCAUAACGUGACUGUUUGGAUGCUUUAAGCAGUGUAGUAAAUUUGAUGAAGACCUGGCACCAUCCUGUUCUUUGUGAUACACUUGCACAUUUUUAACACUUUCCAUGAAUUAUUUUCAGUGUUUGGACAGAAAUGAUGUCAUUUAAAAAAAUAAAAAAUAAAUAAAUAAAUAAAAAGUCAUCAGAUUUAGCUGUAGUGUAUACCCCUGAACAACGUUACUGUCAUUUAAUAGUGCUUUGUCACAAAAACCAAGGACACGUGGAGAUCUAAAGCAAAAAUGCAAAGAUUGUAGUAUUCAAAUUCAGCAUUGCAAACAUUUUCAGCAAUGACAUUUUCGUCGCUGACCAAAUUUUGUGACUUAUUUCUUUUUAUCCGAAACAAUGACAUUUGUAUUGACCUGUUGGAGCUUAGCAACCCCAAACUUCUUA
Messenger RNA from Phycodurus eques (leafy seadragon), 2366 nucleotides. RefSeq names its product proline-rich protein 18-like. The record is from RefSeq and is a predicted model, not a curated record. Lineage: Eukaryota; Metazoa; Chordata; Actinopteri; Syngnathiformes; Syngnathidae.